AUGUCUCCGUCGCCAUCUAGCAAGGUCAGAUUCGCUGUCAUUGGAACUGGACUCAUUGGCCCUCGCCAUGCCCAGACCGUAGCGAAACACAAGGAAGCGGACCUUGUGGCAAUCGUGGAUCCUGCGCCAGCUGGGGCAAAUGUCGCGAAGCAGCUUGAUGUGACAUAUUACAAGUCCAUCAGUGAUCUGGUCCAAUCCACAGAUAAACCGGAUGCCGCCAUCAUCAGCACCCCAAACCACACCCAUGUUGCCGUUGCCAGGGAGCUCGCUGCCGCUGGAAUCCACAUCCUCAUUGAGAAGCCGGUCAGCACUGAUAUUCCCAGUGGCGAGGCUCUCGUGAAGGAGCUAGACAAAUCCCCGAUCAAAGCACUUGUUGGCCAUCACCGGCGAUGGAAUUCAUACAUGGUGGCAGCUAAGAGGAUAGUCGACUCAGGAAAGCUCGGCACUGUCCUCGCUGUCAAUGGACUGUGGACGAGCUACAAGCCACUGGACUACUUUGACCCUCCAGCGGAAUGGCGCAAACUGAGAACGGGAGGUGUCGUCUACCUGAACAUGGUGCAUGAGGUAGAUCUCCUUCAUUUUCUCUUUGGGCCUAUCUCGUCCGUUCAUGCGGAACACACAAUGGCGCAGCGCGGAUUCGAAGCCAAGGAGGGCGCGGCUCUCACCCUGAGGUUCAAGUCGGGCGUCGUUGCAAGCUUCAUCCUCUCGGACCAUGCGCCGUCGCCCUACAACUUUGAGGCUGGAACGGGCGAGAAUCAUCUCAUUCCCAAGACGGGCCAGGACUUCUACCGGGUUUUUGGAACCAACGGCUGUCUGAGUGUCCCCGAUAUGACUGUCUGGUCGUAUAAGGGUGCUACAAAAUCGUGGCAUUCUGAGCUUAAUCAGGAGCGCCUGCCUGUGACUGAGGAUACACCUUUUGAUAAUCAGCUGGGACAUUUUGUGCAAGUUAUUCGGGGACAACAGGCACCGAGCUGCACAGUCCAAGCUGGGCUGGCUGCGUUGAUCGUUUGUGAGGCCAUUGACAAGGCAAUGCAGGACAACUCUACGGUCGAAAUUGUCGAUUACAUGUUGUGA
Messenger RNA from Thyridium curvatum, 1074 nucleotides. RefSeq lists its product as uncharacterized. The record is from RefSeq and is a predicted model, not a curated record. The transcript has a single exon. Bases 1 to 1074 code for a protein of 357 amino acids. Lineage: Eukaryota; Fungi; Ascomycota; Sordariomycetes; Thyridiales; Thyridiaceae. Gene Ontology annotation, molecular function: nucleotide binding.